Messenger RNA from Chroicocephalus ridibundus (black-headed gull), 3349 nucleotides. RefSeq names its product histamine H3 receptor-like. The coding region runs from base 180 to 1421 and encodes 413 amino acids. Gene Ontology annotation, cellular component: synapse; plasma membrane; dendrite. The record is from RefSeq and is a predicted model, not a curated record. Gene Ontology annotation, molecular function: G protein-coupled serotonin receptor activity; G protein-coupled acetylcholine receptor activity; histamine receptor activity. The transcript has 4 exons. NCBI's taxonomy places the organism in Eukaryota, Metazoa, Chordata, Aves, Charadriiformes, Laridae. Gene Ontology annotation, biological process: adenylate cyclase-inhibiting G protein-coupled acetylcholine receptor signaling pathway; chemical synaptic transmission; G protein-coupled receptor signaling pathway, coupled to cyclic nucleotide second messenger.
GAAAAUUGCAAGAUUUUGUUUUCAGGCCAAUAGGUGCAUUCAGAUCAAGGAAUGUGAGAGACUCCAGGCCUUGAAGACUUGUGAUCCGUUACACUGAUAUUGUGAAUUUUUUUGGAUGUGUCAGUAUUCAGUCCAUCCUUCUAACAGACUUGUCUCAACCUUUUGGAUAACUCUGCCAGAUGCGAUUUUUUUCCCAGACUGAACUGACCUGGAUACGCGACAUGGACAACAGCACUGCCGAAACUCCGCGUGUGGCUGGAGCAUUUAAUGAGACUUUCUCCACACAGUCGCCGAGCUCCGAGUUUUCACAGGGCGUGUUGGUGCUGCUGGCCUUCCUCAUGGUGUUGCUAGCUCUGGUCACCAUCCUCGGGAACGUCUUGGUGAUCCUUGCUUUCAUCAUGGACAGAAGCCUCAGGCAUCGGAGUAACUAUUACUUUCUCAAUCUCGCCAUUUCUGACUUUGCAGUGGGUGCGUUCUGCAUACCUAUCUACAUCCCUUACAGCCUGACGGGGAAAUGGAACUUGGGAAGAGGCAUCUGCAAGCUCUGGCUGGCUCUGGACUAUCUCCUGUGCACAGCUUCAGUAUUUAACAUUGUUCUUAUCAGCUAUGACCGUUUCCUGUCAGUUACUAAAGCUGUGUCUUACAGAGCCCAGCAGGGAAUAACGUCCAACCCUGUCAUCAAGAUGGUGGCCAUCUGGGUCUUUGCCUUCCUCCUCUACUGCCCGGCAAUCAUCUUUUGGGAGCAUGUGGCUGGACACAGCGUGGUACCGGCAGAUCAGUGCUACGCUGAGUUCUUCCACAACUGGUACUUCCUCCUUUGUGCAUCCACCCUGGAGUUCUUUGUGCCGCUGCUCUCAGUGACCUACUUCAACGUGCACAUCUUCCACAACAUCCGGAGGCGCCAGCGGCUCGGCAGCACGCAGGACUGCGAGCCUCCAAAGAGUGACAGCCUGUCCUGGAGAUUUUGCUUCUUGCUGAGGCUAGGAGUGGUUUCUCCUUCAUUGGAAAGAGAGGACAGUGUUUCUUCCACCAUGAGGCCAAAGAAAGACUCUUUGGCAGCUGAGAGCUCAUCUCCAUCCAGAAGCAGUUCUGUAACCCCAGCGAAUGACUUCUCUGUUUCUUUCUGUACAAAGACCAGAUCAAAACUGCAGCAGGACAAGAAAAUAGCGAAGUCACUUGCCAUAAUUGUAUGUGUGUUUGCCAUUUGCUGGGCCCCAUACACUUUACUAAUGAUUAUUCGUGGGGCCUGCAAAGGAACUUGUGUUCACAACUCCUUGUAUGAAAUAACCUUUUGGCUUUUGUGGAUCAAUUCCUCUCUGAAUCCAUUUCUCUAUCCUCUCUGUCAUGAUAAAUUUCGAAUGGCUUUCAUGAAAAUAUUAUGUCCCAAAAAGUUUGCAACAUUGAGAUCAGGCUCUUUUUAGAAGGAAAAAAAAAAAAAAAAGGCUCAAGAGCAGCUGGACGAGGGAUGUACGUAGCUGCAGUUGAAAAUUAGAAUUAGUCUCUUCCAGGAGAUUAGCCCAGUUAGAAAGCCUAGAUAAGCUUUCCACAAUGUAUGUUGUCCUUCAGACAAACACACAUGCCGAAAGUUUGUGUACUUUUUUCCAGCUAUUUCAAUUGGCCAGAUAAAGCAUAUUGCCUCUGUCUGACUUCCCCUAGCAGUCUAUCCACAUCAUCUUCAUUCUGGUUGUUGAAGAUACUAUCUUCAAUUGCAGUGCAGCAUGUCUUUGUGUUCAUGGAUAGUAUUAGUUAAAAAUACAGUAAAGGUGGGUAUUUGCCAUAAGGUCGAUAGUAUUCUAAAGUUAGUAUCUUCUCUAUUCUGUUUCUUUUGAACAGUUUGUACUGCAUUCAGAAGCAUUUUUUUCCUUACCAUAAAACAUCCAGUUAAGUUAUGACUUUAGUUGUCAGGCACAUAGCAGGAUUACUUCCAUUCGCUAAGGAUGUUCCAACAUCAGUGGAACACAGGGACUACUUUUAAAAACUGAAGUGGUGUUCUUUGCAGAAGGGCAUUAAUCCGUCUACUUGCUCAGAGGCAGCAGUAGAGAAUUUAGAUGCGUUUAUGUGCAUCUCCAGCUAUUCUUCAAGAAACAAGCCUUCUGUGGCUAUAGUUUUGAGAGAUCAUAGAAAAAAAUAGUAUUUGUUCUUAGUCCAUGAGGGAAAAAAUAUGCUGCUGCUGGCGCAGAGGAGAAUGUGUGCAGCAGUCCGAGUGUCUCUAAUGCUGCAUAGCGCCCUCUGAAUCCUUUUGUAACUCCGAGCGAAGCUCUAACUCGCACUGUGAAAAAUGCUGGUCUUACAAGCCCUGCCCAUUUCCAAAUAUGAUGUAAUGCACAGGGACCAACUCUACUCCACAGCAAAGAAAAUCCCGAUUCAGUUCAGCAUCCCAGUGGGCAAGUACUUUGAAUAAUUGAGAAACAGGCUAAAUGUGAAUAUUAUAUCUCAUUUGUCCUCUUCUGUACUUCUGAGGCUGAGAGAGUUGGGGUUCCUCAGCCUGGAGAAGAGAAGGCUCCGGGGAGACUUUAUAGCAGCCUUCCAGUACCUGAAGGGGGCCUACAGGAUGGAGAGGGACUUUUUACAAGGGCAUGUAGCGAUAGGACGAAGGGUAAUGGCUUCAAACUAGAAGAAGGUAGAUUUAGACUAGAUAUUAGGACGAAAUUUUUCACUGUGAGGGUGGUGAGGCACUGGAACAGGUUUCCCAGGGAAGUUGUGGAUGCCCCAUCCCUGGAAGUGUUCAAGGCCAGGCUGGAUGGGGCUUUGAGCAGCCUGGUCUAGUGGGAGGUGUACCUGUCCACGGCAGGGUGUUGGAACUGGAUGAUCUUCAAGGUCCCUUCCAACCCAAACCAUUCUAUGAUUCAUGAUUCUAUUUCUGUUACAAGCCCUUUGUUGGAGGUUAUGAUAAAUGGCUGAAUUUCUUACACAUGGUGUAAGGCUGCGUUUGGUUUGCUGCAUGACACAGGAAAAUGACCGACCUUGAUGACUACCUAUACUGUGCGUGGUGCCUUAGCUGAGACAGCAUGGAGGUCAUCUUCUCCAAACUGUUAAGGGUUAUUUAGUUGCACAACUCUGGAAUUACCAGGUACUAGAUUCCUUACUAAAUAAACAGGUGUAACUCUUUAAAAUACAAAUAGUUUCUUUUCAUCACACUGUCAGUAAGUAUAAGGCUAGCAAAUUAAUGGAAGAAUAAAUACUAAAGAAACGAGAGGGAGUGGAUGUCUCUUUUUAUCUUCCAAUUUUAUUUAGUGUAUAUUCAUACAGUAUAUUCGUAUAUUUUACUGAACACUCAUCUGAAUGUUAUCCUUCUGGUCUGAACUACCACUUAAUCACAGUUAUUUGGUUUGCUAUACUAUAUGACAAU